Messenger RNA from Plodia interpunctella (Indianmeal moth), 2362 nucleotides. RefSeq names its product Heparan-alpha-glucosaminide N-acetyltransferase (gene Hgsnat). Bases 195 to 1931 code for a protein of 578 amino acids. Lineage: Eukaryota; Metazoa; Arthropoda; Insecta; Lepidoptera; Pyralidae. The record is from RefSeq and is a predicted model, not a curated record. The transcript is spliced from 10 exons.
UCCGACACAGACCGGCCGCCAGUCCCGAGCCGACAUCACAACUGUGCGCACGAUCGACACAAUCCGCAGCACGCAAAAUAAACUCGUUUACAAUAAAAUGACUCGCGAUAUGACACAAAUACAGUUUUUAAAUAGUUGCGUCUGAAGCAGUUUUGACUACUUCGUUCGGGAAGAAGUUUUAAACUUUGGUGAAAAUGAAUGAAUCAGUGGGUAAUGAUACUUGGGAGUGGUGUAAGGAUGUGAUGAAGUCUUGGUUGGAGGACCCUGGGGUGGACGAGUUUGAAGGUCUAGAUAUGACUGCGUUGAAGAUGGACCAGGCGUACAUGGUGGGCGAGGCGGAUAUGGAUGUUGGAGUAUAUACAGUCUCCGAUGACUGCUUUAGAUGUCCAUUCGAGCUCCACAAAUCCCUGACGGCCGGAUCAGAAGAAUCUUGGGUGACCAGCACAGCCAGACAGGCUACUUGGCGUAUAUACACUAGUAGUGACCAAUAUAUCAGUGUUAGGAAUACCUCGGGUAUGCUGUGCCAGCUGCGUCCAGACCUGGGUCAGUUUGGCGUAUACCGGUUCAAUGUGAGUGAUGGAGCCUGCGGGAUCACCACCUCCAAGGGACCAGUCGAUAUUUACAAACCGUUACUUCUGAUGCUGGGAAUUUUACUUGGCGCGUGGGUGCUGUACGGCAUCGUGAGACUGAUCAUGUCCAGGGUCCACAAGACCGGCAAGCUCCGCUACGGGGACAAGGAGCUGGCCAUACAACAAAGACUUAAGGCGCUGGACACUUUCAGAGGGAUAGCAAUAGUGUUCAUGAUAUUCGUGAACGACGGCGCGGGCGGCUACUGGUGGCUGGAGCACGCCACGUGGAAUGGUCUGGUGGCGGGUGACCUGGUCUUCCCUGCCUUCCUCUGGAUCAUGGGGGUUUGCAUCCCCCUGUCUGUAAAGAGCGCCUUCGCUAAAGGUGUCCCGAGGUGGAAAAUCAUCUUACACAUCGUCAGGCGAUCUUUACUCAUGUUCCUACUGGGCAUGUCUCUGAACACGAUCUACGGCUCCAACGUGCUCCAGGAGCUGCGAAUAUUUGGAGUACUCCAGCGGUUGGCUGUCGCGUACCUCAUCGCCGCAGGGUUCUAUGCUCUCACCGCGCCUAAAUACUACACUCCACCAAGGGGAGCUUGCGGGCAGGCCCUGAAAGACGUGUUGUCGUGUGUGUGGUGUUGGGUGCUGGCAGCUGUCCUUGUCGCGCUCCAUAGCGCUGUCACCUUCGCCGUGCACGAUCCGGACUGCCCCGCCGGCUACCUCGGCCCUGGAGGCAAGCACGACGACUGGGUCGCCGCAAACUGCAGCGGCGGCGCGGCCGGCUACAUCGACCGCCUUCUGCUGGGGGAGCUACACGUGUUCCAGAAUAGUGAUGCCAGGCGAGUCUAUGGGGGACUGCCGACCGACCCAGAGGGAUUGUUAGGGUGUCUGACGUCAGCCGUGCAAGCCUUAUUGGGCGUUCAAGCUGGGGCUACGGUUCUACUGCAGAGGUCCCACAAGGCGCGAAUCUCGCGAUGGCUCACCUGGGGCCUGGUGUUUGCUCUGGCUGGAGCCCUACUCGCUGGAUUCUCCAGGGAGCAUGGAGUGGUGCCCAUUAACAAGAAUUUGUGGUCCAUGUCGUUCGUGCUGGUGACGUCAGCAUGCUGCCUAGUGCUGCUCACCAUUUGCUACACGUUCACCGACGGCUGGCGCAUCUGGGGCGGCGGGCCGUUCAGGGCCCCGGGCCUCAACGCCAUUGCCCUCUACGUGGGCCACUCGGUUUGUGCCCACCUGUUCCCGUUCCACUGGAGAAUCCCCAUGAUGAGGACCCACGCUAUACGGUUAGCUGAAGCGGUUUGGGGCACAGCCCUAUGGGUUAUCAUAGCCCAUAUCAUGGCAAAGAAGAAGGUUUUCAUCACGUUGUAAAGACAAUUUGUAUUUUAGAUAUAAGACGAUUUAGAUUUUGAAAUACUAAGUUCUAUGUAAGAUUUGUGAAGUGUGAUGUAAAUAUAUUGAAGUGCAUUUUUCUUAUAGGUAUAGUAUUUCAUGAUUUUGCUAGCCUGCUCUGAAAUAAUACUCUAGAUUCUAAACGACAAUACUCCGGCUUUCAGUAGAUAAAUAAAUGAAAAAAUAAGACUGAGCUGGUGAAUUUUUAAUUAUAUGAAAUUCCUAGUAAAUAAAUUUUUCAUUGAUGCAUUUCACUGCGUUGUGGGACGCGUAUAUAGGUACUUGUCGAAAUUAUCUAAAGGCAUAAAAGGUACAAUGCGGAUAGGCCCUCACUUUGUUGUUGUUAAGUGUGCUUUAAUAACUUUUAAUUCAUUGUGAACAUGGUCAAUAUACGUAAGUUACAUACAUAA